Molecule: messenger RNA, 1316 nt
Organism: Arvicola amphibius (Eurasian water vole)
Lineage: Eukaryota; Metazoa; Chordata; Mammalia; Rodentia; Cricetidae
Gene: Rad9b
Product: RAD9 checkpoint clamp component B
Exons: 11
Coding region: 1-1236 (411 amino acids)
Biological process (GO): cellular response to ionizing radiation; DNA repair; DNA replication checkpoint signaling
Cellular component (GO): checkpoint clamp complex
Source: RefSeq, a predicted model, not a curated record
AUGCCCGCCUUCCCGGUAGCCAUGCUGAAGUGCGGGAUGACGGGCGGUCAGGUGAAAGUAUUUGGAAAAGCAAUACAGACUCUAUCACGAGUGAGUGAUGACCUGUGGCUAGACCCAUCUGAGAAAGGUCUUGCUCUGAGAUCUGUGAAUUCCAGUCAUUCAACAUAUGGCUAUAUUCUGUUCUCGUCUUUGUUUUUUCAACAAUAUCAGUGGUCACCCUCAGCCACGAUGAGUGAUAAUGACAUACCCGUGAAUUUAAAUUGCAAAUUGGCAAUAAAGUCAAUUCUACCAAUCUUUAGAUGUCUGAAUUAUCUUGAAAAAAGUGUAGAGAAAUGCAAAAUAGUCACCAGAUCAGAUAAAUGCAGACUCGUCAUUCAGUUCUUCUGCAGGCAUGGUAUUAAAAGAACUCACAAUGUAUAUUUCCAAGACAGCCAGCCCUUGAAAAUUCUCUUUGAAAAGAGUAUGUGUGCCAAUAUCCUGAUGAUUAAACCAAGGUUGCUGGCUGAGGCCAUUGUUCUUCUAACGUCAAAUCAAGAGGAAGUCACCUUUUCUGUUACUCCAGGGAGUUUCUGCCUCAAGAGUUCGAGUGGAGAAUCCCUGGAUUUAAGCAGUUCUGUGUAUAGUGAGAUGUCUUUUGGCCCUGAAGAGUUUGACUUCUUUCAAGUUGGACUCGAUACUGAAGUAACAUUUUGCUUUAGAGAACUAAAGGGGAUCCUCGCCUUUUCAGAAGUGAUGCAUGCUCCUAUAUCCAUCUACUUUGACUUUCCUGGGAAACCGGUGGUUUUGAGUAUUGACGACAUGCUCUUGGAGGCGAACUUUAUCCUGGCCACGUUAGCGGAUCAGCCAAGCAGAGUGUCUUCACCACAGUCACUGUGUCUUUCCCAGGCACACAGAAGGUCAGACCCCACACAGUCAAAUGCCCAGGUGGGUAAAAGCCGAGCUAGCCAGACCCCAGAGAGCAUCUCUCGAGCAGCCCCCAAAAGGUUGUUUCCCAAGGAGCCUCUGGACAGCAGCUCUGCAACAGAGACCAAGAGAGCCAGCAGCAACCAGGACAGCAUCUCCCAAGUGCCUGAAAGUGUGGUCAGCGACAUGGAGGAGGAGCCAGGCCCGUCACACCUCAGGAAGUUUUCCUGCAUGUUCUUUGGAGCAGUUUCUUCUGAGCAGCAAGAACACGCCGGCCACCCCUUGGACAGCUUAGCAAUAGCAAGUGACAGUGGAGAGGAUGUGAGUGGAUGAAUCCACAGCUCAGCGAUAGCUGCACUGGGUGCUGGGCCCUGGCUCCUUGAAGGCCAAGGGAGAAUGGAGCAGACAUUGGC